AUUUUGACAAUUGUUAUUGCUUAUUUAUUAAUAGUUUAUUUUUUUCUGAAAGUGCUAAGUUCAAAAGUAUAGACUACACGUUACACAAAUCUGUUCAAAUUAUUUAAGAAAUUGAGUUGACUCUAGAACCACUGCCCGAGUGAUCAUUAUUAAGGUAAUUAGACAAUUUUCAAGUGGUUGCUCAAUUAUGAAUGAGUACUCUGUGUAUAUUCAACAUGAUUGGGAUGAAUGCAUCAGAUCCGUCGAAAACCGUGUUUGGAUAUCUGUCAAGCCAAGAAAUGGUCCUAGUACACAUGGUCAUUUACAAUGCAAGUCACAUAAGCUCAAUGGAAUACCCAUUAUACAAGGGACGAAUGGGUUUGAAGUUGAAUCUGUAUCGUCACAUGCCAUUCAAGUAAAGCAUUUGUCCUGUCCAUCGGUCACAUUGUUAUCACCUUACAGGGUUUUCAAAGAUGUUCAUAAUGCUAGCGUGACAUCAUUAGAUGUGGUUGGCGGCCAGUGUGUGUCUGCCUCUGAUAGUGUUUUGAAGUCUUGGAGUAGCUUAGAUCACGAGAAAGAAAAAGAAAUUACAAUGACAGGACAUUAUGGUGACAUUUAUUGUUGUCGUUGGUUUCCUAGUGUAAAGGUUGUAUUAAGUUGUGGGGCCGAUUUACGUAUCAAAAUUUGGAGUGCUGACACUGGAGAAUGUGCUGGAACACUAGUUGGGCAUACAAAAGCUGUUACUGAUUUAGCAAUUAUAGACAGAGGACGAAAUAUAAUAUCGGUUUCAAAAGAUGGAACAUCAAAAUUGUGGCAUGUUGGGAGUGGAAAAGUAAUAGACGAUCUCAUUAAGUUAAAUCCUACAACAUACAUAAAUUGUUGUUCAAUUAGUUCACCAAAAAGUUUAAAUCUAGGAGAUCGAAAUAUACCCGCUUCUGACAUAGAAAUUGGGACAGAUGAUAAAUGCCUUUUAAUUGGCUGUGAAAAUGGAAUCCUGUCGUUGAUCGGAGUUUAUGCCCGCAAGAUACUUGCUACAAACAAUUUAGACUGCCCAAUAAAUGCUUGUCAUUUGAAUGAAGAUGCACAAAUUUAUGUUGGAUGCAAUGACGGACGUGUUAUGUGGCUAGACGAUCAACUAGUAAUCAAACACUGUAUAUUUGAUACCAAUUCGCCAGUCCGUUGUCUCUGUUUGUUUAAAGAACUAGUGGUUUGCGGACAUGGUGAUGGUUCGUGCGUAAUACGGUCGGUUAAUGGCAAGAAAGCAUAUUUGACUGGUACCAACGCUGAACCAAUCUAUGAUGUCAGUACAGAUACAAGGUUUUUAUACACUGCAUGCAGAGACGGAAUCAUCAGGAAAUAUUUACCUGAACUCUUGUAAAACCUGAGAAAUAAAAAUGUUUAACAAAAUGUAACUGCAGAUUUAUUUUAAUUAUUUUUUUGCUGUUUAAUUCAUAGUUAAUGAAAUACUUAUGUAAUAAACAUUUGGCUUUUUAA
Messenger RNA from Myzus persicae (green peach aphid), 1473 nucleotides. RefSeq names its product proteasomal ATPase-associated factor 1-like. Gene Ontology annotation, molecular function: protein binding. The transcript is spliced from 8 exons. The record is from RefSeq and is a predicted model, not a curated record. Bases 188 to 1357 code for a protein of 389 amino acids. NCBI's taxonomy places the organism in Eukaryota, Metazoa, Arthropoda, Insecta, Hemiptera, Aphididae.